GUUGUCGAGAUGAAUAUGUUCGGGUGCUGACUCAUUCUCCGACCUCUCGACGAUUUAUCAUCAACAUAUCGGCGCUUCUCUUGCUUUUAACAGAGAUUCUCUUUGUCAGACGACGCUGACAAAAGCCUAGAGGGUUCGCUUGCACGACGUAUAAAACCUCGAUGCGUCAAGCCCCCUCUUUUCCUCAGACUCAUUCGAGUCAUCGCGUCCUCUUCACCUAUUACAUUCACCCACCUCCACCCGGUAUCUCUAGAUCCAUAUCAUGUCCCACGUCGGCACAUUCUACGGCUUCGAAAAGCAGCGCCAGGCCAUAACCGUGCGCGCCGUCGCGGCGAUCACGGGCCAGUCGCUCAUCACGCCCCCGGUCAUAAACGGCGAGACGAACAGGACGCCCGAGUUCCUCGCGCGCUUCCCGUUCGGCAAGAUCCCCGCGUUCGAGGGCGCGGAUGGGUUCUUGCUCACCGAGGGCGCGAGCAUCGCUCGGUAUCUGGCAGCAAGGAAACCCGAGAGCGGGCUCCUCGGCAGGGACAUUAAAGAAGACGCGCUGAUCGACCAUUGGGUGCACUUUGCGGAGACGAACCUCUACACGAACCUCGAGCCCAUCUUUUACUUCUCCGCCGACGUCUCUCCGGGGUACACGCCUGAGCAAACGGAAUGGCUGUACAACCGCGCCAUCUUCGCUCUCAGCCACAUCGAGUCGCACUUGGGCGAAGAGGGCGGCCGCCAAUACCUCGUCGCGGAGCGACUGACUCUCGCAGACAUCGUCCUGGCUGGGACCAUCUACUUUGCGACGCGGGUCGUCCUUGGCAAGAAGGAGCGCGAGGCGCUGCCGAGGACGAUGGCGUACUUUGAGAGGAUCAAGGCAGACAAGCGCGUGGGCGGAGAGAUCACGGAGCCAGAGUAUUUGGAGGUCAGUUGGAAAGGAAAGUCGGUGGCAAAGUGAAACUAUUAAGGUUUCAAGCGGUUGAAUGGGAGGUUAUUUCCGUCACAGAAAGACUUGGAAGAGCUGUAGUAAAAUUCAGAUAUGGUGUUUAUGCCCCGGUUGCCUUCCAGACGAUGAUAUGGAUGUUUACAAGGGCCAGUGCUUAAAGGAAUGCAUCGAGUUUGAGUAGACCUUGUAAUUGGGUUGGCUUCCAU
Coniophora puteana RWD-64-598 SS2 is the source of this 1137-nucleotide messenger RNA. Its product is annotated as glutathione S-transferase C-terminal-like protein. Gene Ontology annotation, biological process: translational elongation. Gene Ontology annotation, cellular component: cytoplasm; nucleus. The coding region runs from base 263 to 943 and encodes 226 amino acids. The record is from RefSeq and is a predicted model, not a curated record. Lineage: Eukaryota; Fungi; Basidiomycota; Agaricomycetes; Boletales; Coniophoraceae. The transcript has 3 exons.